This is a messenger RNA of Diorhabda carinulata, 6289 nucleotides long. RefSeq names its product DNA topoisomerase 1. The record is from RefSeq and is a predicted model, not a curated record. Gene Ontology annotation, cellular component: nucleolus; chromosome. Gene Ontology annotation, molecular function: DNA topoisomerase type I (single strand cut, ATP-independent) activity; DNA binding. The transcript is spliced from 11 exons. The coding region runs from base 119 to 3130 and encodes 1003 amino acids. Gene Ontology annotation, biological process: DNA topological change; DNA replication; chromosome segregation. Lineage: Eukaryota; Metazoa; Arthropoda; Insecta; Coleoptera; Chrysomelidae.
CUAAAUUUUAGCACUUAGACGUUGCUUGUUGCUUUCUCCAUCGACAUUCUCAUUCUCAAUCCUGAUGUACUCUUGAUCGGUAGUGAAGUUACACUUUAAUAGUUCAAGUUGUAACGAAAUGGAAGUCGAAAACUCUGUUACUGAAGGAGAAUCGAGUCCGGCAAACAAAGAGCAAAACGGUGAUUCAAGCCAUGUGAAUGGCCUAAACGGAUACUCGGAGAAGCACAAGAGUCAUAAAUCAGAACACAAAGAUAAAUAUAGAGAUAGGGAUAGGGACAAAGAUAAAAGUAGGAGUAAGGACCAUAAAAGUUCCAAUAGGGAUAAAGAGAAAGAUAAGGACAGACAUCACAGUUCCAAGGAAAAAGACCGUCACAGCAGCUCCCAUAAAUCUUCAAGCAAAGAUAAAGAUCGGGAUAAAGAAAGAAGUGAAAAGGACAAACGUGAUAAAGAUAAAAGUAAAGAUAAAUAUAGAGACGAUAAAAAGUAUUCAUCCAAAGAUAAAGAGAAGGAACAUAAAAGUUCUCAUGAUAAGGAGCACAAGAGCAGUUCUAGAGACAAAGAUCGAGAAAAGAGAGACAAGGAUAAAGAAAGGGAUAGAGAUAAGGAUAAGCAGAAACACAGAGAUAAAGAUAAGGAAAAAGAUCGACAUGGUAGUUCAAAGGAUAAACAUAGGGAUAAGGAACGUGAGAAAGACAGACAUCAUUCCAGUUCAAAGGAUAAGGAUAGAAAGGAUAAAGAAAAGAAAUAUGAAAAAGACAAAAAUUCAGAAGAAAACAACCGCAAGAUCAAAGAGGAGGUUGAAGAAAUCAAACAGUUGAAAGAAGAGCCAGAAGAUGAGUCAAUGACUGCAAAAGAAGAAGCUAAUUUCAGUACUGACGAUGAUGAAGACAAAUUAGUCAUAAAGGAUGAUCCUGUGAGCAGUCAAGAUGAAGCCGACGAUGGUAGCCAAGCUGAUUAUUCUCAGGCUAGUAGUUGUGACUACAACUUGUCACAUUUUAAGAAAGAAGAAUCAAGUUUCUCCGGUGAGGAUGGUUGUGAAGAUAGCCAAGAUGAGAAAUCGGAGAAUAUUAAGAAUGAAAUUAAAGAAGAAGCUGAGGAUGACAGUGACGAAGAUAUGCCAUUGUCUGCCCGUAUGAAUAGCAAGAAAAGGAAAAUAGAAGACGAAGAAGAUGAUGACGAUGACGUGCCGUUAACGGCUAGAAAGAGGCCGAAAAAAGAAGUGAAAGAGGAGAAGCCCAAAAAGAAAAAGAAAAGAGGUUAUGACGACGACGAUGAGGAGUAUGAUGACGAUGAAGAAAAUGAUUACAAACCCGCGAAAAAAGCCGCAAAGAAAAAAGAGAAGAAGGUGAAAAAAGAGAGCGUCAAAGCUGAGAUAAAGAUGGAGAAUGCAGAUGGGGAUAGUCCUAAAAAGGGCAAGAAAAAGAAGGAAGAGGAACAAGAAGUUUGGAAAUGGUGGGAAGAAGAAAAGAAAGACGAUGGCGUUAAAUGGACUUUCUUGGAACAUAAAGGUCCUGUAUUCGCACCACCGUAUGAGCCACUUCCAAAAGAUGUCAAAUUUUUGUAUGAUGGAAAAGAAGUUCGUUUAUCUGAACCUGCUGAGGAGGUAGCAGGCUUCUAUGCUAAAAUGUUAGACCACGAUUAUACCACCAAAGAGAUAUUUAAUAAGAAUUUUUUUAAAGACUGGAGGAAGGUGAUGAAUGAUGAAGAACGAGUUCUAAUAACUGAUUUGAAAAAAUGCGAUUUUAAAAAAAUGCACGCAUAUUUUUUGGAUGUAGCAGAAAAGAAUAGAAACCGAAGUAAAGAAGAGAAAAAAGCUUUGAAAGAAAAAAACGAAGCAUUAAUAAAAGAAUACGGUUUUUGUACAAUAGAUGGUCAUAAAGAAAAAAUUGGUAAUUUUAAACUGGAACCGCCCGGUCUUUUCAGAGGUCGAGGUGAACAUCCUAAGAUGGGUAAACUAAAGAAACGUCUAGAAGCAGAAGAUAUCAUCAUAAAUUGUAGCAAAGAUUCGAAGAUUCCAGUAGCUCCUCCAGGUCACAAAUGGAAAGAAGUGCGUCAUGUUAAUACAGUCACAUGGUUGGUAUCGUGGACUGAAAAUGUUCAAAAUCAAGUGAAAUACAUCAUGUUGAAUCCCAGUUCCAAACUUAAGGGCGAAAAAGAUUGGCAAAAGUAUGAAACUGCUAGGAAACUUCACAAAUGUAUCGAUAAGAUAAGAAAUCAAUACAUACAAGACUGGAAAUCUAAAGAAAUGAAAGUUAGGCAAAGGGCUGUGGCUCUCUACUUUAUUGAUAGAUUAGCUCUGAGAGCUGGUAACGAGAAGGAUGAAGAUCAAGCAGAUACUGUAGGUUGUUGUUCUCUUAGAGUUGAACACAUAGAAUUACACGAGAAAAAAGAUGACAAAGAAUUUGUGGUAGUCUUUGAUUUUCUCGGAAAAGAUUCCAUUAGGUAUUAUAACGAAGUACCAGUUGAAAAACGUGUGUUCAAAAAUCUUGGAUUAUUUAUGGAAAAUAAAAAGGAAGGUGAUGAUCUAUUCGACAGGCUUAACACCCAAAUUAUGAACAAACAUCUCAAUGAAUUAAUGGAAGGUCUUACUGCCAAGGUUUUCCGUACUUACAAUGCUUCGUUUACACUACAACAACAAUUAGAUUUAUUAACGAAUGAGAAUGAUACGGAAGCCGAAAAAAUUUUGGCAUAUAAUAGAGCGAAUAGAGCGGUAGCUAUAUUGUGUAACCAUCAACGUUCCGUACCCAAAGGGCAUGAAAAAUCCAUGGAAAAAUUGAAAGAAAAGAUAGCCUCUAAAAAAGAAGCAAUUAAAGACGCAGAACGACAGGUGAAAGAUGCGGUACGGGAAGCGAAACAUGGUAGCGUCAAAGAGAAGAUAGUUGCCGAUAAGAAGAAGAAGAUGCUGCAACGUCUUAAAGAACAAUUGACCAAACUUGAAAUCCAAGAGACCGAUAGAGACGAGAAUAAGACCAUAGCUCUCGGUACUUCGAAAUUAAAUUAUUUAGAUCCGAGAAUAAGCGUCGCGUGGUGUAAGAAAUAUAACGUUUCCAUCGAAAAAAUUUAUAACAAAACGCAAAGAGACAAAUUUAGAUGGGCUAUAGAUAUGGCAGGACCGGACUACAGGUUUUAAGUUUGGUUCUAUCUUUAUUUAGAUACUGGUUUAGUGUGUAAUAUAAAAAGGAUGCUCGGAAAAUGUAAGUUAAUAAGUUGAAUCAUUUUAUAAUUGACGUGGUGAUUAAUAAUUUUUAUUUUGCGGAAAUAAAUUCGCGCAUGGAUCAUGUUAUUAGUAAUUUGUCGUUAUCAUAACUAAGUCAAUUCAGAUUGUUGUAAAGUUACGAAACAAUAAUAUGUUCGUAGUGAAAGUGAAUUAUUUUUCAAAUUAUCCUUUGCUUGAAUGUAGAGAUCCUAAAGAGAUCAGAUUUUGGGAUUAUUACUGUGUGUAUAUCUUUGAUUGAAUUUGGAAAAUUUUUUGAUUGAUCAAUUUUUAAUAUUUAAAUUGUUAGACUUGAUAUAUAAAUUUUUAUGAUUUUCCAAAACUUUUAAAUUGUUCAGUUUAUAGUCAGACCUGAGUAUUUAUUUAAAAAUAAUUAUUUCGUUAGUCGAUAUUUUGAAAUUUAAAUGUUUUAUUAAUUUUCCAAGAAUUUUAUAGCAAAAAACUAGAAAACUUGAAAAUCUUUAUUGUUUUUUGAAUUCCUAUAAACGGUGCAUGAGUAUUUGUUCAAAAGUGAUUAUUUUAGUGGUUAAUUUUCUUAUAAUCGAACUUUUCAUAAGUUUUUUAAUAAUUGACAAAAAAAUUGAAAAUAUUCAUUAUUACUUCAAUUUUUAAAAACAGGCCAUGGGCCUUCAAAAUCUGAAAAUCUUUAAUGUUUCUUCAGUUUUUAGGAACAAGGCAUAAGUAUUUGUUUUAAAAUGAUUAUUUCCAUAAUUAAUUCUUUAAAAAUUUUAACGUUAGAAAUCUUCAUUAUUUGCUUAAUUUUAAGAAACAGGGCCUGGACAUUUCUUUAACAAUCAUCAUCCCAGUUAAUUUUUUUCAAAUUUCAACAUUUUAUGAAUUUUUCAAAAAUUUAAUACAAAGUUGAAAAUCCUGAAAAUCUUGAAUUUUCAGUUAUUUGCAAAAGUUUUCAGUAUGAACAUAAGAUUUUCAAGAAGUAGAAAAGUUCAUCACAUUCUUUUUAAAUAACAAAACACUUUUAUUAAUAAAAUGAGGAUUUCUAAACAUAUACCAGUGCUAUCUGACAUAAUAAUCUUUUUUUCAACUUUAAACUGUGUAUUGUUCAAAUUUUAUCAACGAUAUGCAUAUUAUAGGCAUUUUCACACUAGUCAAAUUACAAACUACUUUAUAUUGUGCGAUAUAUUGAAAAAAUUGCACGUGUAAAUGAUUCAGUAUUGUCGAAUGUAGCUUUAAGACAAAAAAAUACCGAUUUAUAGGAUGAAUUUUUAAAUAAUUGUGACUGAUUGAAAUGUAUAAGAAAAACUAUUAAAAAAUAAAUGCUCAAAAUUAUAUAUUUAUAAUAUACGUGUGCAAUAUGUUCAUCUUCGCUCGAAGAAAAAUUUUAUCGAGUCCAGAUUUUACACAUUCCAUUCGAAGUGCAUAAAACACUCAGUAUAUUUGAAUAUCUUAUAUUGUGUGAACUUUAUUUAGCCGAACUCUGCUAUGGCACAUUGUUUACAUCUAAUUUAAUUACUUAAUAGAUUUAUGGUUAAGUCGAAAUGUCUUCCAUAACUUACAUUCAUUUAUCAUUUUACAAUAUUCAAAUCUUUUGGAUCAAUUUUUGAACUUCUCGGACUAUCAUUGAACAAUAAGCCCCCCGAAAAAAAAUCAAUUACAACGUGGUUAGAUUUAAGAUCUGGUAACUAUUCUUUUAAUAUACUCUCUAAUGCUUAAAUGUUCAAUUUCUAUUAGUUAAUCACAAACUAACUCAUUUAGAAAAGGUCUUUAUUGGAAAGUUCUCUCGUAAACUACUUUCAUUGAAAUCUUUUACUUGAUAAAAACUGGAGAAUUUGUUAAAUGACUAGAUCUUUCUUUUAGCAAGUUUGACAAUUUUCUGUUUUUUUUUCACAAUCUUCUUGUAAUAAACUCAAUCGCUUUGUGAAUCAUUAACCAUUCUUUUGAUGAUUUAAUUCUUCAACUCUCUAUUGCAUAAAUGUUCAUUUUGUAAUAGUUUAUUAUAACUUCAUAGAUUCAUUUGUUUGGGAUCUAACUCAACUAAAAGUCCAUUGAAAAUUUCUUCCAAAAACUCCUUUAGUUGUCAUAUUUUAUUUGGGAAAUAACAGGAAAUUUGGUUAUUGAUUUAAAUCUUUUCAUUAACAACUUCUUGCAAUCAGUUCAAUCGUUUUAUGAAUGAUCAAACAAUCUUUCGAUUUAUUAACAAGUUGUUUGAUAAUUAAUUAUGCCAUUUUCUAUACUUUCAAUGUUUUCUAAUAGUUAAUUCGUUUAAAAAUAAACAAUUUAAAUUUGGCAGUCUUCUUUCCCAAAAUAACUAUUGUCAGUGAGAGUUUGUUCGGGAACUAAAAUAACUGAAUCAAAUCUGUUUAUUAAAAAGUUAUUUGAUAAUUAAUCCUACAGUUGUCUAUUCUUUUGCUAUUCUAUUGAUUUAGCAAAAGUAAUUAUUUAGGAUUAUUUUUAGUUCCAAAAGUUUAUCCUUAGUAUAGAUGUAAACAUUUGCGUGUUGACCAAAAAAAAUCUGUUAACUGAUUUUUUCCGAGUAGUCUGGUAACAGUGGAAGAUUUUUUUAUUCUUUCCAGCCAAUCAGUGUGAAGGACUUUAGUUACAAAUAAAUAAAUUUAGAUCGUCUUAAACUUGAGAUAGUUUCUAGAUGAUCCAUUCAAUUAUAUUUUUUAAGGUUAAAUUAUUAAAUAGUGACUUUUUAAAUUUUACUUAGUGAAUUUCUUCUAUUUAUGGAAGUAUUAAAUAUCUAUGUGUACAGAUAUUAUAUCUUUUUUUUUAAUAUGAGUCGUAUAGUCGCCAAUUUUUAUUAAUUAACAAAAUUUUGUUCAUUUGAACUACCGAUAACGAAAUUUUGUUAAUUUGAACUUCCGAUGUAUUUUCUACAUCAUCACAGUAAUUGGUGAUUAAAAUUUGGCGACAAUACUUGAGAGACUUAAGCAAUUCUUUUUAUUUCUGUCUUCCGUUAUUGUGCUUAUUUGGAAUGAAUUAUUGAAUUGACAACUCAUUGUACCAAAUUUACAAUUUUCCCCUUAUAUUUGUCAUCUGUAAAGGAGCGACAAGUUGUAGCAAUUCUGUCUGUAUAUUACAGAUUUUAUUAAUAAAAAGACAUAGAUCAAAAAA